AUGACUUGCGCAAGCAUAAGUCUUACUUGUCUCAAACCUGGCCAGUAAGAGUGCAGAUGAGAGGGUUAAUUUUCAUUGUUUUAGGGUGACAGGAAACAUGAUUAGCGGGGCGGCCCAACAACACAAAAAGAGGUUGAUCCCGCUAAAGAAGACCGAUGCCAUGCAUCAUGCUGAUCGGCGGAAUGGAAAGCUCCUCGAUGAGAUCUAUUCCAAUGGUACUAACGUAUUCCAGGUAUGCGCGGCGCCAUCAAUUAUUCACUGUCAUUUAGCAUGUAUUCCCGCGAAAACUUAAUGAUUCGGACGAGCCCGAGUUUCUGCGGCUAAACAUUGGCGGUUCUCCGUAUCUAAUUCUGGUCGAGGCCCUUCUUCGAGCUGAUGUCAACACAGGUUUCCUCACAAAAUUCGUUCAAUUAACCCACGAGGCUCGCUUACGAGUAAGAUGACAAUCGAAAGCAUUAUUUUUAGGUGGCCGAUGCGUAUUUAAGUGAUGAAAAUAUGUACUUCUUCCAAAGAUCUCCUCAAUCAUUUGAAGCUAUCUUCCAAUAUUACGCAACAGGUGUGAUACAUCGACCGCCAGAAGUGUGCCCUUCUGCGUUUCUGGCCGAAUUAGAUUUUUGGCGGAUCCCGUCGUCGUAUGUGGGCUCGUGCUGUGCAGAAAUAGUGCCUCGGGAAAAGCCGGAAGAAAAACCGGAAGAAAGAGUAAGUCCGAAAUCUUGUUAUUAUGUUGUUAAACUAAUUAGCUACAUACAAAUUUCAUCAAAUUACAGAGUCAUUCUUUUCCAACUUGCAUAAUAUUAUUAAAACCCCUGUUAUCUUGCAGAUCGAUGACAACACAUUCGAUAAUCUAAUUUUUGGAAAACUUCGAAGAAGGAUGUGGACGUUUUUGGAGAGGCCGGGCUCCUCAUUCCAAGCCAAGGCAUUUGAGCUCUCUUCCACGUUGUUUGUCGCCAUUUCAGUGAUGGGAUUGAGUUUCGGGACGAUUCCCGAGUUCCAAGUGAGGAGGAAGUCCCCGGCCAACUAAUGUUUCAGGUCAUUUAUCGUAUGCCACCCCAUAAUGAAACGAUCAUCCUACCCAAUGGAACGGUCGUGGUGGUGGAGAAGGUCGAAGAAAUCCGGAUCGAACAUCCGGCGUUUGUGUUCACGGAGCGGAUAUGCAUUGCAUUUUUUACCGUAGAAUAUUGCCUCAGGAUGUUUGCGGCUCCACGAAAGAUUCGAUUUGCCAUAAAAGCACUGAAUCUAGUCGACUUGCUGGCUAUUGUGCCAUUCUACCUCGAGCUUUUACUGACAUUAUGUGGAGUCGACGACCGGAUGUUACGUGACCUUCGAUGGGCUUUUCUAGUGGUCCGAAUUCUCAGGGUCCUAAGGGUUAUUCGAAUUAUCAAAUUGGGGCGAUUCAGUUCAGGCCUUCAAACCUUUGGGAUGACUCUCCAACGGAGUCAAAAACAACUUCAGAUGAUGACAAUAGUGCUUCUAACGGGUGUUGUCUUUUUCUCAACGAUGAUUUACUUCCUUGAAAAGGACGAGGAGGGAACCCCCUUUACCAGCAUACCUGCGGCGUACUGGUGGUGUAAGUCGGCUAAUUAAGAGCUUGAUAAUCCUUUUACUUUCAGGUAUCGUUACCAUGACAACGGUAAGUUAACAGGAUUCUUAUUCAUAAAAGUUAAAGGUGGGUUAUGGAGAUGCGGUGCCGGCAACAACCUUUGGCAAGGUCAUAGCUUCAGCGGCUAUUAUGUGUGGUGUUCUGGUAAGCGCAUAAACGUAUGUAAAAUUUCCUAAGGUACUUGCCCUCCCUAUCACCAUAAUCGUGGACAACUUUAUCAAAGUUGCGCAAGACGAACAACAGCAGGAGCAAAUAAAAGUAAGAAUUUACCUUUAUUUUCAACCUAUUUCGUAUACCAUAUGCUACGUAAUAUAAUUUCAGGAAGACGAAGAGUUACUGGAUUAA
Messenger RNA from Bursaphelenchus xylophilus (pine wood nematode), 1945 nucleotides. The record is from the annotation of a GenBank genome assembly. Lineage: Eukaryota; Metazoa; Nematoda; Chromadorea; Rhabditida; Aphelenchoididae.